Molecule: messenger RNA, 1248 nt
Organism: Anopheles gambiae (African malaria mosquito)
Lineage: Eukaryota; Metazoa; Arthropoda; Insecta; Diptera; Culicidae
Exons: 3
Coding region: 109-1248 (379 amino acids)
Source: RefSeq, a predicted model, not a curated record
AAGGGCCAGUGCCGAUGAUACAUACCACAAUCGACGUAUAUAAAAGCGGUAUCUACCCAAGACGCAAUCAGUUUCUUGUCCUCCUGCUUAGCAGAGAACGUCCACGAAAUGAAUCGACUACUGCUAGCGUUCGGGCUCGUCUGCUUACUGCAGGGACUCUCUGCUGAGCCGAGACCAGAGUUUGCGUUGAGCGGUACCGUUCCAGCAAGCAUCCGCAUUACGGCGGUGAAAAACGAUGCUAAUGUCACUGCGACUGCCAUCAAGGCGCUCAACGUGACUACUGUUAACUCCGGAUUUGCGGGGCUAGUCGGCACAAAGACUCAGAUUGAAAAAGUCAUCACCGACUUCGAUACAAAGGCGCAGGCCAUCCUUGCCGCCUACGAUACGCUGCUGGCUGCUAACGAUGGCAACGUAUCCGGACAGUUUGACGCCUUCGUCACCACCAUCAAUGCAACGAUAACGUAUAUCUCGACCGAUGCCAGCAACGUUACGGCCGAGCUGGGCGUGUUCAACUACACUGGCAUCUCGGAUGAGUUGACGGACGCGUUCGAGCGCAUCCUUACCGGAUUGACCGAUCUGAGAGCGAAGACCGUCACUGUGCAGACGGGUAUCCAGGCCGCAGUUAACAGUGCAGGAUCGGCGACAGUCAGUGCGGACAUUCUGCGCCAGUUCGUGCCACUGCGCACCAUGUACGAUCUGCUGCGCGCGGCCAGCAACCUGCGUGCCUAUCUGCCGCUGGUGCAGUACAUUCUGACCACCACGAUCGAGAACAUCGCGGAGGCGGACAGUUACUUGAUGAAUCUGAAGUCACUUCUGUCGACGGGCGUUUCGUCAGAAGCGAGCAAAUACGGUGUCGAUAUCGAGAAGGUUACCAGCGAAAUUGAAGCGCAGCUUGCAGCGGAUUUUGCUGGCGAGGCCGACACUGCUAAUGCCACUUACUAUACUGUGAAUCAGUAUUCAAACAUUAACAGAGCCGCAAACCAUAGCGAUCUAAUGAGUACUCUUAGCACGCUGAACACUCUGUUCACCACCACCACACUGGCGGGCAAAACGGCCACUCUCGGUUUGGCAUUUGAUAAAAUCAACACAUCACUGACCACCCUCGUCAGUCAGCUGCAGAACUCAACCGAUGUGCUUACGAAUCCGCUCGUCAAAGAGCUGGUUGACACGCUGAUGGGUAAUGACGAGUACGGUCGCUACUGCUACCACAAUGUGUGGACAAGGAGUACGAGCGUCUCGAAUACUUGA